AUGUCCGAAAUGGGAUUCAAUCGAGUGAAUUUAGACAAUUAUCUAUUGGCGACAUCUGAUACCAUUUCAACUGUUGGUCUAUCUUCACCUGGACCAACUUCACGUACAGCUCCUCCAGGUUUAUCGAAAGAGUUACAAAAUGAAGAACGUAAUAAUGAGGAGGAUAUUAUAAAAGAAAAUACAACAGAAAAGGGUACAGCUAAAAAAGAAUCAAGAAAAAUUGAAAUUGAAGCAAUCAAGCUCUUGGACCUGGAAAUGAACCACAGCAUAGGCAAAAACUAUGAAAAGUUUACAUCACAAGAAUUUAGAAAAAAAUUAAUUGAUUGGACAGUAAUUGAUGAUCAACCAUUUAUAGUUAUUAAAGAAAAAAAAUUUAUAGAUAUGUUAACAUAUCUUAAAUUUGAUUUAAAUUUACCAUCAGCAGAUACUUUACGAUAUGAUUUAGUUGCAAAUUUUAUACAAAUAAAAAAUAAUGUAUAUAAAAAUUACAG
This is a messenger RNA of Funneliformis geosporum, 491 nucleotides long. NCBI's taxonomy places the organism in Eukaryota, Fungi, Glomeromycota, Glomeromycetes, Glomerales, Glomeraceae. The record is from the annotation of a GenBank genome assembly.